UAUACAUAUAAACUUGCUUUUUGUGGAAGGUUUUGAUCAUGCCACCACUUCAGAAAAUCCAAAUCAUGCCAGGUGACAAGACGUAAGUGACCAACUGUUAACAUUUGUCCCAAACUGCUGCUGCGUGCGCCUAAAUAUAAGGCUAACAGGAACACCCAAGCAGAAUAACCAGAUCUCUUAAAGUUUACAUAAUCCGUGAUAAAUUUAUGAUAAAAUGACGCUCUUGGGCUUUAAUAGCGUCUCAUCUGUGGUGGAUUAUUGGACAGGCGUUCACCGUCGAUGCCUUAAAUGCAGAAAAGGGGUCCUGUCUGUUUGCGCAUGUCCGACAGAUGAUGCUGCUUUAGCAGACAGCAGCACGAAGAGCUGACACGCUGAUUACAAUCCUUAUCAACGUUAUGUCGCCACAAAAUGAAGUUUCCUUACUCAAAGAUUCCUGAGGACAGGAGACUUCAUCUGAAACCUCGGGGAAAUUGUGCCAAAAUAAACGCACCUCUGUGUAUGGUGAGGAAAAGGUGUCCCGUGCUGCAUUAGUUGAAGAGUGACAUGCUGGCCCGCCUGCCAGCAUCAGUUAAGCCUACCAUCAGACUACUUUCCCGCACGCAGAUGAACACUGGACCUCCAAAAUGGGAAACUACACAGAAAAUGAGAUCUGCCAGCUAUCCAACCCCAGCAGAGUUGGAUGCCUAUGCUAAGAAAGUUGCCAACAACCCUUUGACCAUCCAGAUCUUCCCGAGCAGCGUCAAAGUACCUCAAAAGAAGCACAUUCGUCGCACAGUCAACGGGCUUGACACAUCCUUGUCCAACCAACGCCAGAGUCCCUACUCCUCUCAGGUCGGCACCAGUGGUGGCCUGCUGGCUGUCCUCCGUGCACCUGUCAAAAACUCAGACACUAGCCACGCCCGACAACUACAUAAUUCAGUCAUGAACCCUCACAGUGGGCCCUACACCACUGAAAGCACUUUAAACCAUCCUCAGCCUGCUCCUCACCUACAGGGUCCGUCUCAGUCUGCACUCCAGAAGCAGAACUUGGUUCACCCUCAAGCACUACAGCAACAGCACCGUUUGACUCAUCCAAUGGCUUUACAGCAGCCUCACCCACAAGCUUUACAGCAAAGGAAUAUGGCUCGUUCACAAGCUCUCCAGCAGCAACAGAGCUUGUCCCAGAUUCAGGCGCCACAGCAGCAGAGAUUGGCUCAUCCACAGGGUAUGCAGAGACAGCAGAGCCUCCCUCACACCCAGACUGUGCAGCAACAGCCACAGCAGGGCCAGUCAUGUUCGUCAGUUGUACCACAGCAGCAUCUUUCUCAUCUGCAGUCACUAAAGCAUCAGGCGGCUCCUCCACAAGCUUUACUUUCACAGCAAGGAGUGACUCAGGAUCUGCGCCACAUAUCUGAUGGAUCUCAGCUUCCGAGCAUGCAGCACACCCAGGGGCUAGUUGGGUCGCAGGCCCUUCCCCAGGCUGUUGCUGCAGGCCCUCCUACCAUGCCUAAUUGCCCCCAGCAAGCCCGACUGGGACCUUAUGGGCCGCAGAAGCUCCCUGACCCAGAUGCCCCACCAAAUAUAACUGUAUCUACCUCCACCAUCCCACUGUCCAUGGCAGCCAGCCUGCAUCAGAACAGACCUGGUGACCUGAGCAUCAUUGUGCACCAAAUCAACCAACUGUGUCAGGCUCGGGCUGGUAUGGGCACCACCUCAGUCUGUGAGGGACAGAUUGCAAACCCCAGCCCCAUUAGCCGCAACCUGCUCAUCAAUGCCAGCUCAAGGGUGUCCUCUCACCACCCAGCUCUGGGCAACGUACCCAGCAGCCUCAUGGUGGGACCACCAGACAAAGCUGCAGCCCAAGCUCCCAGCGUUUCUCUCAAUUCACAGCAGAGUAUAGCUGCUGCUAAUAGUGUACCUGCUUUUCACACCAACCCUGAGAAGGUGGCGCAGCAGCAGCUUCAGCACCAUUUACAUCAGCAGAAACAACAGCAGCAGCAACAUUUUCAGCAGCUUCAGCAGCUGCAGCAGCAACGCUCCUGGGCUCAGCAUCAGUUAGCCCACAUGCAGCAGCCUCCUGAGGGGGCCAAUCCUUGCAAGAAUCCAAGGAUGGAACCUCCAGCUGAGUGUGCUUUCCCCUCCAGAAACCUCUCCUACAGCCACAAGCUACCAAACAGUGCACAGAGCUUUCCCCUAAAUCAUCCUGCAGAAAAACCGCAACCCUCAUCCCCUGUUAAAUGCCCAGCAAGUUCUAUGCCUUACAUUAAUGGCCACUACAUGAAGCCACCGUGGAGCAGCGUUCAAGCAACAGCAGGAAACAAUGGCCCUCAAGACCUCUCAAUGGCUUUCCAGGGAGGACAGGCUGCUGCUUCCAGAGACAGAAUCCCAGGGGCAAAGUAUAGGCCAGGGAAGGAGGGUCCUAAUGACCAGUCAGAGCUGAUGCAGAAUGUGGAUUUCUUAGGUGGGGAUUUUCAGAUGCCCAGCUUUCAGGAGCAGAAUGUGGAUGCAAUGGGGAAUAUACACAGGUCCGCCAGGAGCCAAGUUCAGGAACCUGGCAGCAGCGGAGCAGUCCAUGCUCAUCGCCCAGGCUACUGUUAAAUGUGCGUUUAUGCCCAUGUGGCGUGUACUGAAUUUUUUGUUUUUGUUCUGGUCUACAGUUGCUUUCAGCUUCUGUAUUUUACUCUUUAAAACCUUCAAAGUGAGCAGUUAAAUUGCAUUGCUUCAGAGCUUGAUUUGGAGACCCACCAGGUGUGAUGUUUCAAAGUAUUCCUCAGGUCUUAAGCCAUGUCGUACUUGUUGCAGAUGAAGGGUUUUUGAGAUCGUUGUCGACUGUUUUAUCUCUGGCACAGAUGUGCUGCUGUUUGUUCAUAUAUCUAUGGUGUUCAGAAAUGUUAAUUUGCAGCUGAGACUAUGCUUGCCUUAUGAUUGUCACAGUGCUUUUCAUAGGUUGACAUGGAACAACUCAACUUUUAUUAGCAUGUGUGGCCUUAGAACUGCCCAGAGGCAAGAAUAGGAUGUCUUUGUGUAAUGUUUUUAUUUGCAAUUAUUUAUCUUCCUAACAGCUUUGAUCCAUUUGAAUGGGGGUUACUUGUAUAUGCAAUUAUUAGGACUGUUGACAGUGCUCAAUCCCAUAGCUGCAGUGUACAUUUGUAAAGGGGCCUGGGUGUGAGCCAGAGCUCCCCUAUCAGGAAUACUAACAUGGCUUCUGAACGAUAUUGUUGGUGGUCCAGGUGAUUUUUGACAUUGCUCUUGGUGGGAUGUUUUUUGGUUGUUGUUGUGUGUGGUUUCUCUUUUUUGUUUUUUUAAAAAGGAAGGAAAAAAACCCAAACCUGCCAGAACUAGCAAAAUCGGUAACCUUCUCCAUUUCUGAGAUUCUUGUAGUGUGGGAGUUCUUUUUAAAUGUUUCUUUUUUUGUUGUUUUUGCAUUUCUGUACAUUGUCUUACUUGAAUCAUAGAAUUUGCUUUUAAAUGUCAUGCUUAACAUUUGGAAAAGGGGCAGAAACUCUCAUUAGCUCCCCACAUGUUAAUCUUUAGGCAAUGUGAAACAGAAUGGGUCCCAUUACUUUAAACUGAGCGUGUCUGUAUGUGAAAGGUAAACUGAUCAUGUGCAUGCAUGCAAGUACGUCAGAUCAUGCUACCGGGGAAAAUGUCAUUUCCCUUGAGCACAGGUUGUCACCAUUUUACUACUGUAAUGCAAGUGAAUUGAUGUGGUGUGGAUGUUUCCUUUUCUGUGGGGCUUGUGGUCAGUUGUUCAUCUACUAGUCACCGGCCUUACCACGUGUCGUAUUUUUGUGACCUACAAAGAAAGAACUAAGAACAUGUAAUGCAGGUCAUGUUUUACUAGAUGUACCAUAGUUGAUGUUGUCUGGGCUUGUGUUGCUAUACUACCCUCAAGCCUUCUGGAAAAAGCCUUAAAUGACACACUAGUUAUAGUCUACUUUAACAGUUUCUUUGCCAGGAUCACAACUUUUGUAUGGCUGUGAGGAAGGUUGUUUGUUUUGUCUUUUUGUUGUUGUUGUUGUUGUUGUUUGCCCCUGAACUUUGGUUUCCCUGUUUAAAGCUAAUGUUUGAUUAUUUGGGAGGUGUUAACAUGUACAGGCAGUAGGAAUGGAUGAUAUUGCCUUAAGGUAAUAAUGCUACUCAUCCCAGAUUAUAAAGCCCUCAUCCUUCUGUCUGAAAUGUUGCCUAUCUAAGGAUUUAGGAUAGCGGAGAAAACAAAUGACUUAAUAGCAGAUUUAAUAGGUAUUUAGACCAGGGAUGUAGCAGUUAUUUUAAGGUAUUUGAACUGUUUUUAGUUGUUACAUGUAAUAUCCUCAUAGUUUAAUUUAUUUUUUGGACCACUGCAUCCUGAAGCCAUAGGUAUUUUCACAUUAGGUGCCAUAGGUGACAUACUGAUGCAGGCAAUAGGUUUGCAUCCAUGCUUUAAUGUCUUUCACAACAGCAGUUCUUUUUUUCCUAACUGGAUUGUUCUCAGAACAUUGUACAGAUUAAAAGGGAGAAAGAAUUGCAAGAUGAUAAAUCUUCAAAGAGAGACAAUUCUCUUACAAGCUGUAGCUUUUCUGGAGUUCAGUCUUUGUACUUAAUGGCAGUUUUUUACUUUUUAAUUUACUUUUUAGUUUAGGUUUUUUGUUUUUCCUGGCUCUCAUUUUUGAUGUGCCUGCCCCCUGAAGCUGCUAUUAAAUUAAAUCUUGACACACACGUGUGUGUGUGUGUGUGUGUGUGUGUGUGUGUGUGUGUGUGUGUGUGUGUGUGUGUGUGUGUGUGUGUGUUUCUGUGGUGAUGAUAUAUGGGCUGUAUCAGUGAAAUAAGUUCCUAUUUAUUUGAUCGGUGCAAGGUGAAAGUUGUCACCAGUCAAAUGCAGGUAUGUUUGGCUGUUUGUAUGUCUUACGAGCCAAAUUUAAAGAAGAUUCUGUAUUAAUGAAUUAAAACUGACCAGUAUUCAAGGUGGCAGAGUGAAGUCUGACCCACUGUGGCCUAAAGACCUUCCAAGCCUGUUUGGGUUUCUUUAACAUUAAGUUGACUGGGUGAAAACACUAAAGGAUUAGACAGACUCGCCCUGUUAAUGUUGAACUGCCUCGUUACAGCCCACCACAGUCAGGUUCUGCAGUUUCAUAUGAAGUGCCUCCACUGGGUGUAGUAUGGAGAUGUGUGUGUGUGUGUGUGUGUGUGUGUGUGUGUGUGUGUGUGUGUGUGUGUGUGUGGGAGAGAGAGAGAGAAAGAAAGAAAGAGAGAGGGAGGGAGUGAGACUGAGUGCUUGCGUGUAUGUUAAGCUUGGGUACUUGCACACAGGUGUGCAUGCUGACGGAGGUGCACAAAGUUGAUCUCUGAUGGGGGGGACCAAGCUGCUUAGUAUAACUACUGAUACUGUGUCAUGGACUGAAGUCCUGGAGUGUGCCACGAUUCCCAAACACUGUCAGGAUGUGUGAACUGUUUGCUGCUGACUCACUGACCAAAGUGACCAGAAGUCCCUCUCUAACCACUCUGGCUCAAAGCCUUUUGAAAGCUUGUUAAUGAGCAGCAUCCUGGUGACCUAACAAAAAGCUGCUGGGGUUAAAUAAAGUCUUGUGAAGUAAAAGUAACGAUGUGAAAUGCGCAUUUAUUUAAAAAAAAGAAAAAAAAAAAGUAAAUGACUAAAAAAAAAAUCUAGAGUGAGUAGUUCCUUUCUGCAGAGUGCACCUCAAAUGUUCUGGUUUUACCCAGAAAUCUGGAAAUGCAUUAAAAUACAGAAAUAUUGUACAUGAACUGCGUCAAGACUCACAUCUACUUAGCUCAGCUUUUAAGUUGAUUCAGAUGGCAAUAUUUACUGGGGCACAGACAUAACAACUCUCUCUAGAUUUUGACUGAUUUAUAUAAUUGUCUUUGGUUAUCAAAGACAGGUUGUGAACAGUGGUGGAGGGGGGCUUACUUUCUCUACUUUGAAAAUGUGAUAUUCCAGUUUUGCCUAACCUUCAGGAAAAAAUGUCUUGCACAAACAUUCCCCUAACCAAAAUAAAGUUUUCAA
Messenger RNA from Pelmatolapia mariae (spotted tilapia), 5980 nucleotides. RefSeq names its product protein FAM222B-like. The transcript is spliced from 4 exons. Bases 544 to 2577 code for a protein of 677 amino acids. The record is from RefSeq and is a predicted model, not a curated record. Lineage: Eukaryota; Metazoa; Chordata; Actinopteri; Cichliformes; Cichlidae.